AUGUUGAUAUCAUCAAGCCUGUUAUUGUUAUUCCCAGUCACAGCCUCCAAGUCAAUGGGCCUGGGCAAGCCCAAGAUGACCAACCUUGAGUUCUACUUCCACGAUACGGUCAGCGGGCGCAACCCGACUGCCGUGCCCAUCGCUGGCCCGAAGGCCCAAUUCCCCAACUACUUUGGCACACUCGUGAUGAUGGACGACCCGUUGACCGAGGGCCCGGACAUUAAGUCCAAAGCCGUGGGCCGGGCCCAGGGGAUAUACGCCAAGUCGGACCUUGAAACCCCGUGCCUAACAAUGGCCCUCAAUUUUGUGUUCUACGAAGACAACAGCACAUUGAGCAUGUUGGCCCGCAACCCCUUCAUGGAAAAGGUGAGGCCGGAGAUGCCGAUUAUUGGAGGCACCGGAAAGUUCCGGAUGGCCAAGGGCUUGGCGCUCCCCAGAACCUUUAGUUCAAACAACAAAGGGGACGCCGUUGUUCACUACAACGUUACUAUCUUCCAUUAUUGA
Messenger RNA from Striga hermonthica, 504 nucleotides. NCBI's taxonomy places the organism in Eukaryota, Viridiplantae, Streptophyta, Magnoliopsida, Lamiales, Orobanchaceae. The record is from the annotation of a GenBank genome assembly.